Messenger RNA from Carica papaya (papaya), 872 nucleotides. RefSeq names its product SNARE-like superfamily protein. Gene Ontology annotation, cellular component: TRAPP complex. Gene Ontology annotation, biological process: endoplasmic reticulum to Golgi vesicle-mediated transport. The record is from RefSeq and is a predicted model, not a curated record. Lineage: Eukaryota; Viridiplantae; Streptophyta; Magnoliopsida; Brassicales; Caricaceae.
UGUAUUGGAUUAUCAGUAUGCUCGCUAACACGGUAAACUUGCUCAACUUAACGCGAGCAAGCGGAGAUUUCUCAUCCGUCUCUCGUGAAUGCAGGGGGCGGGUGCGUGGGUGAUCUCCCAGAGAAGAUGAUCGUGUGCGUCGCCGUCGUUGGCCAUCAGAACAAUCCGCUGUACAUACAGAGCUUCACGGAGGCAGACGAUGCUCUCAAGCUCCACCACAUCGUUCACUGCUCCCUCGACGUGGUCGACGAGCGAGUGAAUAAUCCAAGAAAAUCUGGCCCUACACUGAAUGAGACAUUUCUGGGACUGCUCUAUCCAACUGAGAAUUAUAAAGUGUAUGGAUAUUUAACUAACACGAAGGUGAAAUUCAUACUGGUUACAACGGAUUUAGAUGUCAAAGAUGCAGAUGUGAGAAAUUUUUUUCGUAGGUUUCAUGCUGCAUAUGUAGAUGCGGUCUCAAACCCAUUCCAUGUGCCAGGUAAAAAGAUAACAUCCAGAAAUUUUGCAGAAAGAGUGAGUAACAUUGUCAAGUCAUUUGCAUUGAAUUCAGCUGGAUAAAUGCUGCCAGAAAAUGAGGAAAACCACUUGGGAAUUGAUGAAACCCUUGGAUAUGGGUAUGCUUGCACCCACCAUCUUUUUCAUUUUUCCCAGCUUCACCUAGGAAUUAAACAUGUAGUAGGUCAUCCCCAAUCCUGUUCUUUGUUUGAAAUUCAAGGUGUAACAUAGUAGAGUGAUUGUGAAUUUGUGAUAUUUCUUGGUCUUCUCAUUGUUGUCUUCUGUUUGGUGAUGAUUGAGAACUCAAUUGAGAAUUCAUCAGGUCCAGUGUCUGUUAAGAAGUUGGAAUAAUGCCACUUGACAAGUUCCUUGUUUUA